Molecule: messenger RNA, 1527 nt
Organism: Dendronephthya gigantea
Lineage: Eukaryota; Metazoa; Cnidaria; Anthozoa; Malacalcyonacea; Nephtheidae
Exons: 2
Coding region: 526-1305 (259 amino acids)
Source: RefSeq, a predicted model, not a curated record
ACAGACUGUUCAAGAGCUCUACAGGCCAUAAUUGAUAGUCAAUUUGGCAGCGGAAAAACACUGUUCUUUCCCCCUGGAAGAUAUCUCAUCGCGUCUGAUGUCAUAAUUAAAAAAAGUCUACGCCUUCGUGGAUCCCGAGUUGGAAUAAGUCUCAUUGAGAAUGGAGCAUCAACUCGUGUUACAACAAUAGGCAAUACUCUGGCUAAAGCUGGUGGACAGAUUCACGUAUAUUCUUUGUUUUUCCACGGAGUCAACCUAAAAUUCGGACACAAAAAUCAUGCAAAACAUUGGAUCUUUGUAUCGCAUUGUGUCUUCUUCUCAAGAAAUAUUCCUGGGAAUAAACAAAAAAAACCCGUCACCUUAAUAAACGUCACCAAUCCAACAGACUUGUCUCACAGCGCAUUGGAGUUCUCAGUAUUUUUGAGCGAUGAAGACGCAUUUGGUGUUGCAACGAAUAUCCAAAAAUCAUACGGUAUUGCAAUAAGAAACAACAUCUAUGGUCUUGAUCUUAGUAAAAUAGAUUGGAUGGACAACAUCGUAUACUCCAAUUCCUACUGGAGAGAUUUAAAGCUAAAGCUGAUAUAUCUUAAGACAGCGUUGAGUCUUCGUGAUGACCAAGGUUACUUAAACUCUUCAAUAUACAGUGGCUUCUGCAACAACUCUGUAAUUGAAAAGAAUAUCUUUAAUGGCAGCCCAAAUUCAAAAUCACUGAAACAUGACCAUGUCGUGUACUUAAAAGGAUUUGAUGGUAUGAAAUUCCUGGAAAACUAUGCACGUGGCUGGCCCAGUGACUCCAGCGGAGGGAUCAAAGCAAGAAACGGCAAAAAUCUUGUCAUCGCCCGUAACUAUAUCGAUGAUACAGGCAUUCUCAUGUACACGCACAUUAUAGCCAAUCAGGGUGUAACUAUUUACAAGGGCCUAAAAAAUGUCUUAGUCUAUGGCAACCAUAUCGUGCAACGGACAAACCAGGGUCAUCCAAAAAGCGGUAUUUAUUACAGCAAGCCACAUUUCGCUGGUGUGGAUGAAAACGUCACGUAUUCUGCGAAUGUCUUUGAAAUUAUUGGUGGGCAAAGUCCGCCGACAGAGGAUUGUAUCUUCCUCACCAAUGGAAACCUGACAGAACACCACGUAUACGAAGAUAAUGUCUAUAAUGGUACAACACGGAAGGUGGGAAUUCACCAUCGCCAUUAUACACCAUCUUAUGAAACUGGGAACAUAUCAGCUACUCUAAUCGCACCAUACCAGAAUAUGCGACUGCCCAAGUAUAACAUACCGACUUAUACGCCUAGGAAUGUCGGGAAAUAAUUGUAACUUUGUUCUACAGGGCGUCUCAAAGAAAACAAAAAGUAGUGGGUAAUGAUAUUAUUAGAAUGUCAUAUUUUCAGAGGUCUUGUAUAUUCGUAUACAACUAAAUAUUUGUAAGGGGAAGGUUACAAUGAAUCAUCAAUGUCAUAUAAUGUAUUAGGAAGCCAGCAGAAAAUGAAAUGAACGUUUUGUACGCUCGUUAAACCUGAUAUCAAAAUUAAU